AUGGAACAACACAACCGGCAAGAACAACAACGACGACAAGAGCAGCAACCGCUAUACCUUACCUCAGACGCAGAAUCAUCAACACAUGGCAUGCCCGUCUACAGUACAAGCAACAAGAGCCCCAUCCAAACUCUCCGAGGAGGAAACCGAAAGUGGAAUCUUCCCAUUCCCAAUGACUCUUCAACAAAUGAACAAAACAACCACGAAAUCGCCUUCGUCUUUCGGAUACUUGUCGUGCUAGUCUCUUCCAUGUUUGUCAUGUUUGGUAUGGUGAAGCUCUUCUACAAUUCCAGCCACAAGCGUCAACGGAGACGGAAGAAACGUCUGGAUGAAACCAUGAUCACUGCCGCUAGCAGCAUAACAGUAGAUCUAGAGGCAAAUCCUAAAGAGGAACUGGAAAGAGAAAACCUACUGAAAGCAGAAAAGUCAGUAGAUACCAGCAUGCCAAUCCGAGCAUCUUCCAAAACAAAGUCUCCGGCGAAAUGGCUGACCACAGUUGGCCAAGAUUGGAUGUCCCAUCUGGACGACGACUUGAGUUUGGCUGCCAUCUCCAUUCCUGGCAGUCAUGAUUCCGGUUCUAGGUACGGUGGAGUGUAUGUUACCACUCAGACUUGGAGCAUUGGCCAGCAACUUGACAGCGGGAUUCGUUUCUUGGACAUUCGAUGUCGUCGGGAAGGCAAAAUCUUCACCAUUCAUCACGGACCAUUCUAUCAACAUUUAUGGUUUGAUCAAAUCUUGGAAGUGAUCCGAACUUUUUUGGAGGGACAUCCUUCGGAGACCAUCCUCAUCCGGGUCAAGGAAGAGUACGAUCCAAAGGAGGGGUCCGACUCCUUUGUGGCCAUUUGGAAUCGGUACAUGAACGAACUUGGGUAUGGCGACCUCUUGGCUAAAUAUCCCUGGGAUGGUAAAACGAUACCAACACUAGGACAAGUCCGUGGCAAGUUUGUGCUCUUGCGAGACUUUGCUUGGAAGGGUCCAGAAAUCGGACUCCAUUACAAUCGAUUUGGCAACGCCUUUAUGGAGGUCCAGGACGAUUACUCCAUACCCUUUGUCAAUGGAAUCAGCAAGAAAAAGAGCGAGGUCAAGGUUUUUCUCGAAAAGGCCAAGAAUCGAAGUUGCCAAGACAGUUGUCAUGGUGAUAGCGGCGGUACCCACCAACCAUUGAAAAUCAUCAUCAAUCACUGCUCCGGUACCAAACCUCCAGUCUACACUCCCUCCUUUGUCGCCAAACGAACCAACAAGGUGGCUUACGAUGGGAUUGGAUUUUCUUCUAGUGACAAAUUAUGCUACAAUGGUAUUAUUGUGAUGGACUUUCCUGGAGAAAGUCUGAUUCAUCGCAUCAUUCUGUCCAAUGCAACCGAAACGACGAUCAGCAGCACAUCCCCGCCAACAAAAACUCCGUUCAUUAUCAGCGAUGCUGAGCAUUCCGCUUGA
This is a messenger RNA of Cylindrotheca closterium, 1434 nucleotides long. The record is from the annotation of a GenBank genome assembly. Lineage: Eukaryota; Bacillariophyta; Bacillariophyceae; Bacillariales; Bacillariaceae.